GCCCAGUAUAAGGACUGCUUCAGGAGUGCAGCACCAGAGGCCCUGGGAGUAGAUCCCUCAGACUCUUGGGAGAUUCUCCAGCUCAGGGUCCUGUCAUUGGUGGAGGAAGUAAUAUAGUUUGCUUUUUCACCCAUCGGCCCAUCUAACAUUGCACCUACGCUGUGCCAGGGGCUGUGCUAGACACCCCAGGACGCCCCCAAGGAGAAAGGUGCAGUAGGCAUGAAACGCCUCUUGCUCGGGUCCCUUCUGUUGGUGACAGUUUCUGCUCUUCAUCUGAAGAGCGAUGCCCUCCAUCUGGACAGCCCAGAGACAAAUACAAACCUGGGCCAGGAUCUGGAAAGUUCAGGGGAGCAAGAGGGAGAGCUGGCCCUGAUCCAGAAGGCGACUCAGUCAGCAGGUGAAGAGGCUUCUAGGUAUCAAGACACCUUUGAGGAUGAGGAGGAGUCGGACCCAACUGACCUGGAUGAGAACGUGCAGUGCCCUAGGGAAGAGGACACAGUCCAAUUGCAGGGAAGUCUUGGGUGCAAGACCUGUCGCUAUCUGCUGGUGCGGACCCCCAGGAGGUUCAGAAGAGCUCAGCGUAUCUGCAGGAGAUGUUACCGAGGCUACCUCAUCUCCAUCCACAACUUCAGUUUCAACUCUCGUGUUCAGACCUUGGCCAAAGGGGUCAACCAGGGCCAGAUCUGGAUCGGAGGCAUCCUCAAGGGCUGCCUUUGGUGGAAGAGAUUUCGCUGGACUGAUGGGAGCCGCUGGGAUUUUGGAUACUGGGCCGCAGGGCAGCCUGGGAAUGGGGGAGGACACUGUGUGGCCCUAUGUACCAGAGGGGGCCACUGGCGACGAGCCCCGUGCCGAAGGCGCCUGCCCUUCGUCUGCUCCUUCUAAGCCAGGGGCGCCGAGAACCCUGCCCUGGAACCUGCGCCCCUCACACUUCUGGCUGGCCCUGUCCCACCCUCGGAUCUGGGAUCUGUCCUCCAGCUUCCUCUGGUCAUAAAUUCAGA
Tupaia belangeri chinensis (Chinese tree shrew) is the source of this 998-nucleotide messenger RNA. RefSeq names its product proteoglycan 3, pro eosinophil major basic protein 2 (gene PRG3). Gene Ontology annotation, biological process: immune response. The record is from RefSeq and is a predicted model, not a curated record. The transcript is spliced from 6 exons. Bases 220 to 882 code for a protein of 220 amino acids. NCBI's taxonomy places the organism in Eukaryota, Metazoa, Chordata, Mammalia, Scandentia, Tupaiidae.